AUGCCCGAGAAGCGCACUUUGGAUGCUUUCUUCGCGCCGUCUGCGAAGAGGCCACGUGAAGCCGAGGCUGAGCCAGUGUCAACCUCAAAGCACAGCGCGUAUCCAUUUGACAUUGCCGACUUUCCAGCGACUCUGGCAAAAGAGCUGUCACCCCCAAACAUACCCGACAAACCUGGCCAGACAAUAGAUGACAAGCAAGACUUAGAUCUGCUUUACUUUGACCCCUUUGUGCCCAAGCUGCAGGCUCGUCAGCUUUUUGAGUUUCUGAGAGCAGAGCUGCCGUUUUACAGAGUCCAGUACAAAAUCAAGCGCGGAGGCAUAGAGACGGAAAUCAAGACGCCCAGAUGGACGACCGUUUUCGGCUUGGACGAAACGUCGCGAUUCAAAGACGGGCGGGUCGUUGACGCCGAGUCUGAAGUGCUGGUAGCAGACGGCCGUUACACCCGUUACCCUCCGCGACCAAUUCCGCAAUGCCUCGAAACAUUGCGCAGGGCUACCGAGGCUGCUACAGGGUGCAAAUUCAAUUUCUGCCUCGUCAACUACUACGCUUCCGGGGCGGACAGCAUCUCCUACCACAGCGAUGACGAGAGGUUUCUAGGGCGAGAUCCCACGAUUGCUUCAUUCUCGCUAGGCGCCCAACGUGACUUCCUGAUGAAGCACAAAACGGCGCCGGAGAGUUUGAAGCUUGCCCUGGGGAGCGGGGCCAUGAUUUUGAUGCGCGGGACAACACAGUCGCGGUGGCUGCACUCCAUUCCGAAGCGAACCGGCAAGAACAGUGAGGACGGUGGAAGGAUUAACAUCACCUUCCGUCGGGCCAUGACGAAAGAUGGGACAGAAAAUUACUACAAUUACAAUGUCGGACGCGGACCAAUGUAUCGAUGGGACAGGAUACGACGAGAAAUGAGACAGCGCAAUGAAUAA
Messenger RNA from Akanthomyces muscarius, 921 nucleotides. RefSeq lists its product as uncharacterized. The transcript is spliced from 3 exons. Gene Ontology annotation, biological process: DNA repair. Lineage: Eukaryota; Fungi; Ascomycota; Sordariomycetes; Hypocreales; Cordycipitaceae. The coding region runs from base 1 to 921 and encodes 306 amino acids. The record is from RefSeq and is a predicted model, not a curated record.